GAGCGCAUAUGCUCUCUUCUUAUUCCCUCCCGAGAAUAUACUCAGGGGGAGGAGGAGGAGGAGGAGGCGGAGGAACAGCAGGAGCUCUUCGAACUCCUCUCCGAUCCCUAUCUUGUUUGGGUUUGUGGAAGUGGAACCAUAGGAAUCGGCAAUAUGGUUCCCACCGAUUCGCUGCUGUGCACGAAUCGUCUCACUUUGUUCUCGCCCUCCGCGCCGUCGGCGCGGUUCCGUUGCCUGCCUGCUCCAUCGAUUUCCCUGUCGUCAUCUUCCUUUCCGGCGGAGCUGCGUCUGAUAUUGUGGCGGGGAGCGCGGAGAGUUGAGGGCUAUGCGGGGAAGCGGAAAGAGAUGACGGCGGAAGAAGUAAAGGAGGUGGAGGUGGAGGAGGACGUGGUGCCUCCGUUAGUGCAGGAUGAGGAGGCUAUCUUUAAGCCUCGCCGGAUUGCUCUCUUUGUGGAGCCUUCCCCUUUCGCGUACAUUUCUGGAUACAAGAAUCGUUUCCAGAAUUUCAUCAAAUAUCUGCGUGAAAUGGGGGACGAGGUAAUGGUGGUGACCACACAUGAAGGAGUUCCUCAAGAGUUCUAUGGUGCAAAGGUUAUUGGUUCAUGGAGUUUUCCAUGCCCUUGGUAUCAAAAAGUCCCACUUUCUUUAGCACUUAGCCCAAGAAUAAUCAAAGCAGUUGCGAAAUUCAAGCCUGACAUUAUUCAUGCAUCUUCUCCAGGAGUCAUGGUAUUUGGUGCUCUGGCAAUUGCGAAAUUGCUUUGCGUUCCUAUAGUGAUGUCAUACCACACUCAUGUUCCAAUAUACAUUCCUAGAUACACAUUCAGUUGGUUGGUGAAGCCAAUGUGGCUCAUUAUCAGAUUCCUUCACAGAGCUGCUGAUCUUACUUUGGUACCUUCAGCUGCUAUUAGCAAAGAUCUUUUAGCUGCUCAUGUAACAGCAGCUAACAAGAUACGCCUUUGGAACAAGGGAGUCGAUUCAGAAAGCUUCCACCCUCGAUUCCGUAGCCAUCAAAUGCGCAUGAGAUUAAGCAAUGGUGAACCAGAAAAGCCCUUGUUGAUUCAUGUUGGACGAUUAGGAGUCGAAAAGAGCUUGGACUUUUUGAAAAGGGUUAUGGAUAGGCUGCCAGGCGCAAGAAUUGCUUACAUAGGAGAUGGACCAUAUCGGCCCGAGUUGGAGAAGAUGUUUGCCGGUAUGCCUGCUGUAUUCACAGGGAUGUUACAUGCGGAAGAGCUUUCUCAAGCAUAUGCCAGUGGGGAUGUCUUUUUGAUGCCUUCAGAAUCUGAAACACUUGGCCUUGUCGUAUUGGAGGCCAUGUCGUCUGGAGUUCCUGUGGUUGCAGCUCGCGCCGGAGGCAUCCCUGACAUCAUACCGAAGGAGCAAGAAGGCAAGACCAGUUUCCUCUUCACUCCCGGGGACAUUGAUGACUGCGUGGACAAGAUCGAGUGCCUCUUGUCUUGUGAAGAGUUAAGAGUAGCUAUGGGCAAGGCCGCUCGAGAGGAGAUGGAGAAGUAUGAUUGGAGAGCAUCGACACGGAAGAUCCGCAACGAGCAGUAUAAUGCAGCAAUCUGGUUCUGGAGGAAGAAGAGAGCACAGCUGUUCCGGCCAUUCCAGCGGCUGAUGAAGAAGCUCAGGUCACAACAGAUCAAGUGUGUAUGAUACGAGUAAGAAACGGAGGCAGUAUGGCUUUGCCACAAUUACUAAUGAUCAAAAUUUUUAUCUCACUAAAUAUAGUUGAUUAUAUGAAUUCUCCUAUGUUUUGGACUCGAUUUUCUAUCAUAUUCCUGUGCCGUUUUAUGAAA
Molecule: messenger RNA, 1799 nt
Organism: Zingiber officinale
Lineage: Eukaryota; Viridiplantae; Streptophyta; Magnoliopsida; Zingiberales; Zingiberaceae
Product: sulfoquinovosyl transferase SQD2-like
Exons: 11
Coding region: 154-1656 (500 amino acids)
Biological process (GO): glycolipid biosynthetic process; sulfolipid biosynthetic process
Cellular component (GO): chloroplast envelope
Molecular function (GO): UDP-sulfoquinovose:DAG sulfoquinovosyltransferase activity
Source: RefSeq, a predicted model, not a curated record